Panicum hallii is the source of this 2620-nucleotide messenger RNA. RefSeq names its product O-fucosyltransferase 30. Lineage: Eukaryota; Viridiplantae; Streptophyta; Magnoliopsida; Poales; Poaceae. The transcript has 2 exons. The record is from RefSeq and is a predicted model, not a curated record. Bases 63 to 1571 code for a protein of 502 amino acids.
GCCAGUUUACCGGCGGCAGUGAUCCAACCGUCAGAUCCGAUCUCCCGGUCGCCGGCGGCGACAUGGACUUGCCGGCGAGCCGCGGCCGGUGGCGCAGGCGGAGCGCCCGGUCGCACCUGCCCGUUGUCGUGGCCGUCCUCGUACUCCUCCUCCCGACCUUGCUACUCUUCUCAUCCGCCUACUCCACCAUGCUCCGCGCCCUCCUCCCCUUCACCUCCUCCGCCUCCGGGGGCGGUGGCGUGCCCCAGUGCGGGGGCUCGGUGGAGCUCGGGGGAGAGAGGUUCCUGUGGUACGCACCACACAGCGGGUUCAGCAAUCAGGUGGGCGAGCUCCGGAACGCCGCAGUGGCCGCCGCGCUGCUGAACCGCACUCUCGUCGUGCCCCCCGUGCUCGACCACCACGCCGUCGUCCUCGGGAGCUGCCCCAGGUUCAGGGUCACCGACCCAGCAUCGCUGCGCGCCGCUGUCUGGGAUCACGCCAUGCAGCUCCUCCGGGAGGGGAGGUAUGUUUCGAUGGGCGACAUAGUUGAUCUGUCCCCAAUCAAAUCCAUGGUUAGGACGAUUGACUUCAGGGUUUUUGUCUCGCUGUGGUGUGGUGUAGACAUGAGGAAGACUUGCUUUUCUGGGUUGUGCUGUGCUGUUUCUGGUGGUAGCUCUAUGCCAGCGGACUACAAUAGAUGCCGAGCUUUGCUGUCUGGUCUAGGAGGCAGUGAAAAAGGCUGUGUGUAUCCCGUACAAGAUGACUGUAGAACAACGGUCUGGACGUAUCAGCAGAACAAUGAUGGGGCCUUGGAUCAAUUUCAACCAGAUGAAGAGUUGAAAAGGAGGAAGAAGAUCUCAUACGUCCGGAGGCGCAGAGAUAUAUACAAGGUUUUAGGGCCUGGUUCACAAGCUGAGGAUGCUACCUUGUUGGCAUUUGGGACACUGUUCUCAGGACCAUACAAGGGGUCAGAGUCUUAUUUUGAUAUCCAUGAGUCACCAAAAGAUCAAAGAAUACAGAGUUUACAAGAGAAGAUUGAGUUUCUUCCUUUUGCCCCAGAGAUCAUGGCUGCAGGUAGAGAGUUUGCUAAGAACAAGAUCAAGGAGCCCUUUCUUUGUGCGCAACUAAGACUGCUAGACGGUCAAUUCAAAAAUCACUGGAAAGCCACAUUUUCUGCCCUCAAAGAGAAGUUGAAAGCUGUUGAGUUGGAAAUGAAGAGAAACAAGAAUAGCGGUCCUGUUCACAUGUUCAUCAUGACCGAUCUCCCACCAGCAAACUGGACCAAAACCUAUCUUGCAAAUGUUGCAAAAGAUGAGCGAUACAAAUUGUACACCCUGAAGGAAAGUGAUGAAUUAGUGGUGCAGACUGCACAAAGACUUAUGGCGGCAGAGCAUGGUGUACGGUCUGGAUUCCUUCCAAAAACCAUAGAGAACAGGAAGAAGGAUUGUGACACUGUUCAACUACCAGAAAUUCUGUUGUAUGUUGAAGAAUCUGUUUGUAGCUGCGCAUCACUAGGAUUUGUUGGGACAUCUGGAUCUACCAUAGCAGGAAGUAUAGGAACAAUGAGAAAGAACAACGUCUGCAAAUGGUAGGAAAACAACAUCCUUUGGGUAGCUACCUGAACCUAACCAGCGCUGAUUGAUGUGUUAUAGCAUUGUGGGAACCAAUAUGAUCUAGAGGGCUGAAGCAUCGUACGUUUUGCACACACCAGUGCAAGCAUGAGGCUGCAAGAUCUGGUUUCGCUGGCAUGGUAGGAUUGACUGUAUAAUGAACCGUUGAACCAAUUUUUUUCCCUAACUGUAUAGAAACUAGAAAGAUCAGGUUCGUUGUUGUGUUGCCUGAAUCAUUUUGUGCUAUGUAAUUUUCUCUCCUCAGUUUUGUAGCCUUACAUUUAUUUUUCUGUCCGUAGGGUAUCCUACCUCACUCUUCUCCUGACUUCUGAAUGACAAUGAUAGCUUCUGAAAAAAAAAUACUGGAACUAGAUAUUAUUCUACUAGUUUCUAAUUGUAUAUGCAUGUCGUUGUUUGGGCAAGGAUCCUGGUCCCUUGGUGUAUCGAUUUUGGCGCCAGGUCGCUUCCCUAUUUGAACUGAGAAAGCGUGCCAUUGUCCCCGUGUGCAAUAAGCUUCUCAAGUCUGAAACUCUGAAAUGAAGCAGCUGCAGCGCUGGGCGUUAUCUGUGCAUCUCGAGCGGCGCUCCUGGCCGCAGCAGAGGAAGGCCACACCGUGGCCGAGGUUGUCGACGAUUCGACGUCCGUGUUGCGUGACGCCGUCCUGAUCCCGAGGGUUGAGGAGCAUAAGGCAAGUCGUCGCCGACGCCAUUGUCACUUGCACACCAACAGAGUCAGUGACCAUCAGUGUGUGAAGCAGCAUCACUAGGAGCCAUUACACUGGAGGUGCGUGAUUCAAAGACUGAAAGACCCUGCUUCAUGGCCGGGUUUAUGUAGAGCGUUGAGCUCUAGAGGAAUACUUGCGCAUGUUGGGCAGAAAUGUGCUCCUCUUAUUUGCAGUCGUGUUCAGUUCAUCUGUGUGCUGUUCCUAAAUGAUUCUGUGUUUUCAUCUCUCCCUCCUCGAGUUCUCGUGCUCUCUGUAUCGUAGACAGUGAUAGCUUCUCAAAAUAUGCUGGAAUCAGUUUUCUCGUGUC